GUUUUAACUUAAAAGCAAAACGUGGGCGGGGGGUGCAGAGCUUGUCGUCUCCUCUCAAAUCAAAGUCCCGAUAUCCGGACUCCUCGCGGUGAAGGUUGUGAUAAAGGAACCCGGGAACUUAAACGCUUUCCCAGAAACCAUAGAGUGCAGGAUAAUUUCAUAGAAAGUAGAAAGGUUCCCGAAGCGAAGAUGGAAGAUAGAGCUAGGGAAUUAUUAGAGUUGCCCAUUCUAAUCUUUAAUCAUAAUGAAGCUCUGCUUUCUAAUCAUGUUGAUUGUAAAGCUCUUGACUCUAGAGUAGAGUCCCCCCCCCCCGACCUUCCCGUCUUUGCGGACCGGGAUGGGGGGGGGGGAGGAGAUGUUUCCGCGCGAGCAUCCAGCGAGCGUGCACGUGCUCCCCCGCUGCUCGCGCAAGUGGGAAUGAUGAGCCCAAUCACUCGCCCCGCCGCUUCUUCCACGGCCCGGUUCAGAACGGCUCGCGGUCCCGGGGGUUGAGGACCCCUGCUCCAAAGUGGUUCCACCGUGCCUAUAAAAGUCGAGGAGGAGUAAAUGGCUCCUUUCCGUUUUAUUUUAAUUAAACCACAGGGACUAUUUAAGACCUGUGACCUUCAAGGGACAGAAUUAUGGGGGAUUCUGGGAGUUGGUCCAGGCGCGUUAAAGGCAACGAGGCUGAGAAAAAAAUGCUCUAUAAAACUGACACUUGCAUGCCACGGAGCUAUCUCGGCUUAAAAAAAUGCCACACCGAGUGAUUAUUUAACUUUGGCAUUAUUUGCUCCUCCUGCACACAAUGCCUUUUUCUGACUUUGUCUUGGCCCUAAAAGACAAUCCAUAUUUUGGGGCAGGCUUUGGCUUAGUUGGUGUGGGCACAGCCUUGGCCCUGGCACGUAAGGGAGCCCAGGUUGGCAUGAUGGUUUUCAAACGACAUUAUAUGAUCACUUUGGAAGUGCCAGGCAGGGACAAGAGCUACCACUGGCUGUUGAACUGGAUAUCUCACCAUGCUAAGCACACCCAGCACCUGAGCGUGGAGACUUCUUACCUGCAACAUGAGAGUGGCCGUGUCAGUACAAAAUUUGACUUUAUUCCCAGCCUUGGGAAUCAUUUCAUUUGGUAUCAAAAGAAGUGGAUCCGUAUAGAACGUAACCGGGAGAACCAGAUGAUUGAUCUCCACACAGGCACUCCUUGGGAGUCUGUCACAUUUACAGCAGUUGGCAAUAAAAGAGAUGUUUUUUUUAACAUCCUGCAAGAAGCCAAGGAAUUGGCUCUGAGACAGCAAGAAGGCAAAACAGUAAUGUAUACAGCAAUGGCUGCUGAAUGGCGGCCAUUUGGUUUUCCACGACGACAACGUCCACUCACGUCUGUCGUGUUUGACAAAGGAAUAGCAGACAGAAUUGUGCAAGAUGUGAAAGACUUCAUUGAUAACCCCAAGUGGUACAUUGAUCGAGGAAUACCUUAUCGGAGAGGAUACCUACUCUAUGGGCCUCCAGGUUGUGGCAAGAGCAGUUUCAUCACAGCCCUGGCUGGCGAAUUGCAGUACAGCAUCUGUCUUCUGAGCCUGAGUGAUCGAAGUCUCUCAGAUGAUCGCCUCAAUCAUUUGCUGAGUGUAGCUCCACAACAGAGCAUCAUUCUCUUGGAAGACAUAGAUGCGGCUUUUGUCAGUCGGGACCCUGCUGCUGAAAAAUCUGUUGCAUAUCAAGGCAUGGGACGCUUAACAUUCAGUGGCCUUCUCAAUGCGUUGGAUGGCGUAGCAUCUUCUGAAGCCAGACUAGUAUUUAUGACUACCAAUUAUGUGGAGAGGCUGGAUCCAGCACUGAUUCGCCCAGGCCGAGUAGACCUCAAACAGUAUAUUGGUCAUUGUUCGGAGUGGCAGUUCAAACAGAUGUUCCAGAGAUUCUAUCCAGACCAGCCAUCUGCUGUCGCUGAGCAAUUUGCUAAACAAGCCCUUUCCGUCUCUGAUCAAAUCAGUGCUGCACAACUCCAAGGUCAUUUCAUGCUACACAAAGAAGAUCCAGUUAAAGCCAUUCAGAAUGUGAAAAUGCUUACAUCUGAACAAACACUGAGAAAACACUGAAUGUGGUUUCUUGGGCCGUUCACCCAGCACCCAGUAACUAAGGGUGAUACCAUCAAUAUUUCUGCCUCAGUGAGGUGGUCCUUUUUGUAAAAAAUAAAGAAUAAAGCAAACAAUCUCAUUGCAUAUCCCUUAAAAAUAAAUUGGAGUUCAGAUUGAAUGGUUUCUUUCUUCUCCUCUCCAAACGAGUCUCUGCCUCAAUAACCACUUAGUAACACACUGAGAAGGCACUUGGUUCUUCAGAAUGGAUGGCUCUAGGGCCAUCUUCAAGCAACUUACAGGCUCCAGGUUAACUGGAUACCUGGGCAGAUCAACGGACUACAAAUAGAUUGGUUUUAAUUUUGCUUCGAAUAAAUGGAAUCUGUCUGGUAGCAUUAAGGGUUAAAUGCUUUUUGUAGAAUAUGAUAUUGAAAUAGAGCAGCUCACAUUGCUCUAUGUUGCUCUGGAUCUGCUUGACUUCCACUGACUUUUUUUACUGAGAACACAGUGAGCCUAUAAACUGUUCCAGUCCAUUCUUGCAAAUACCAUCAAAUACAGCCAAGGAAGACUCGUGCCACUCUUACUUUCAACCAUUAAAGAACCAAGCAUAUUUUUUUCAGAUCAUUGUCACUAGCACACCAAUUUGUGAGGCAUGAUAAUCCUACAAAAGUUCUGUAAAUUAUAUUGAUAUAAAUUUUGAUUUCUGAGAACUAUUGAAUAACAUGUAUGUGGGUGCAAAAACACAUUUACAUUUUCCCCUCUCCACUACUGUGGUAGAAUACAAUCCUCUGAUCCCAAGAUUGGGUACAACAAAUUUGGGCCAAAAAUGGUAGAAGAGAAGAAAUCACUGUUUGCAUUGCUUUUUAUAUUUCUGGCAUACUGGCAUUUAGAACUGAAGGCUCAGUGUAAUCUCUUUUGAAAUACAAGAAUCUCAAACUCUGGAGACCAACUGUUUAAUCAUAUAAAAUAAAAGGUACUUUGUUACUGACAGUAGUGAAAAGAUCACUAAAAAACAACCCUCACAUCCCAGUAUGCAGCUUAUUUGCAGACUUCUGGGUUCAGAGGACCAU
This is a messenger RNA of Thamnophis elegans (Western terrestrial garter snake), 3111 nucleotides long. It is a transcript of the gene BCS1L, whose product is annotated as mitochondrial chaperone BCS1. The transcript is spliced from 8 exons. Bases 785 to 2065 code for a protein of 426 amino acids. Gene Ontology annotation, biological process: protein insertion into mitochondrial inner membrane from matrix; mitochondrial respiratory chain complex III assembly. The record is from RefSeq and is a predicted model, not a curated record. NCBI's taxonomy places the organism in Eukaryota, Metazoa, Chordata, Lepidosauria, Squamata, Natricidae. Gene Ontology annotation, cellular component: mitochondrial inner membrane. Gene Ontology annotation, molecular function: ATP binding; ATP hydrolysis activity.